This is a messenger RNA of Daphnia carinata, 15885 nucleotides long. It is a transcript of the gene LRP1, whose product is annotated as prolow-density lipoprotein receptor-related protein 1-like. Lineage: Eukaryota; Metazoa; Arthropoda; Branchiopoda; Diplostraca; Daphniidae. Bases 838 to 15183 code for a protein of 4781 amino acids. Gene Ontology annotation, molecular function: calcium ion binding; protein binding. The transcript is spliced from 42 exons. The record is from RefSeq and is a predicted model, not a curated record.
UCGCGCCUUGUGUAGGACGAGACAGCUUCCCUAAGCUCAGUUAACAGAAGAGUCGACACUCGACAGUGGUCGUUCAGCUAGAAGCUGACAACAACUUAUGUGCUGCUCUAUCGAUCCUUUUUUAAAUUAACGUGCUUGUGUGCAUUGCUGCCAACCGUGUUUAGUGCCCAAGUGUUGUGUCCUCACCGGUGAUAUACAACAACUGAGAGUGACGUGUAAAGCGUCAGAAGAAACACCGAAUAUCGAGUGUAUUUUGUCAAAACCCAUCUCCAGUGCAUAAACAUCCUUGGUCCCGGCUAAAUUUAGCCUUGCUGUUUUUUUUGUUUUAAACGUUGAAUAACUUGUUUGUUAACAACUCUUCGACCAGAGCUCGUUCAGCUUACGUUUCUCUCCCUCUACUUCCACUUCUGUUGGGGGAUGACUGGGAAAUAAAAUAGCACUUUUGGUUUUUUUUUUCCCUCUUCAUUCUUUCUCUCUUUCUCUCCCUCUCUCUUCUGGGGCUCUCUUCUUUUUCUGCCUCCCCUGUUCUCUUCUGUUUCGACGACGAAAAAGAGGGGUUAGAGGGAUAGCCCGAUUUGAGGUAUAUAAAUAUAUGCAAGACACAGUGCAGGACACAGCAGGGGAAAAAGAAAACAUGCCCCGAAAACUGCCUCGGGCAUGUCAAGGUGAAGGUUACUGCCAAUGCCGUCAAUAGGUCGAUCCUCGAUCUGCAUGAGUGGCUGAACUUGGAGCGGCAACGAAAAGAAAAAAAAAAUCGUGUGUGAUCCUCAAAAUUAAGUAUCCGGUGGAUUUUGUGACAGCCUCGAAAAAGAGAAGGACGAGUCGACGUCCACUUCCAUGGCUUUUUCACGGCAUUACCUUGCUGUCUGCCUCGUCUUCUCAGCCGCUAUCCUCACUUCCCUCUCAUCCAUCAGCCAAGACGGCGAUGCGGUCAAGUGCACCGGACUGGACCAGUUUGCCUGCGCCGAUGGACUACGAUGCAUCCCGGCCAAUUGGCGAUGCGACAGCUCGCCGGACUGUGCAGACACAUCCGAUGAACCACCCGAUUGUCCGCCUCUGACGUGCCAACCGGGACAGUUCAAGUGUGCCGGGAGCGGCCACUGCAUCCCCAUCAACUGGGUAUGCGACGGCGAGGCCGACUGCGGCGCAUCCGUUCCUGGUAUCGAUUCGUCGGACGAAGAUCCCGUCAAAUGUCAUGGCAAUAGUACUUGCCCGCCCAACAGCUUCCGCUGCCCGGAUGGAUCUGGUUGCCGUCUUAUCGCGUCUCUGUGCGACGGAUCCGCCGACUGUGCCGAUGGCUGGGAUGAAGGAGCUUUUUGCAAGAACGUGAGCCAAUGUCAAGGCGCCGGAUGUCAGCACGGAUGCAAGCCGAGCGCCGACGGACCUCUGUGCUUCUGCAAAGAGGGAAGUCAACCUAAUGGAACCGAUUGCAUUGAUGCCGACGAGUGUGCCGUAGAAGGCUCUUGCGAUCAAUUAUGCACCAACAGCAACGGGUCCUUCAGUUGCGAUUGCAUUAGCGGGUACCUGAAAGACGGCCAGCGAUGUCACGCGCUCAAUGAGCCCGAGAACGAACUGGCGUCUCUCUUGUUGGUGACUUCGAUCGAUGUGCGACAUGUCCACCUUAACGGCACUCCCAUCAACGGAGCCAGCCGGCACGCCACCGUGGAAACGCAGACCCUGGAAUUCAAUCAUCGAAACCGUACUGUUUGCUGGCUCUACCACCUCAUUCCCAUGGUGGUCUUGCGCUGCGCUCUAGUGGCCGACUUGACCGUCAGCUGGGAUCUACCUCCUCCCACCAUGUUCAGUUUGAACACCGUCAGCCAAAUUGCACUGGAUUGGCUAUCGGGUAACUGGUAUUUUCUCGAUGACAACAAGGAACUGAUCUUCUUAUGCAAUAGCACGUUGACUAUUUGCACGACAGUGGUAGAGGUCAAUUUAAAUAAGCCCCGAGCGCUGGCCUUAGAUCCUCCUAACGGACUCAUGUUCUUUACGGUUUUCGGCUAUAAUUCACCUCGAAUUGAACGCGCUGCGUUAGAUGGUAGCAAUCGACAAAUCGUCGUCAGCGAUAAAGUCGUUUAUCCUGUAGGUUUGGCGUUAGACUUGGCCAACAAUUACAUCUACUGGAUAGAUACAUAUUUGGACGUCAUAGAGCGAGCCAGUUAUGAUGGCUCCAGAAGGAAAACUGUCAAAAAAGGCUAUUUGGUAAGAAACCUCUAUGGUAUUAGCUUGUUCGAGAACGAUUUGUAUGUGACCAACUGGCGCAACGAGAGUGUUUAUCGCAUCAACAAGUACACAGGCGAUUCUGUCGUAGCCUUGAAGAGCAACAAGAGUCGGCCGUUCUCCAUCCACGCCUACCAUCGUCAAAGGCAGCCAGAAGGCAUCAACUCGCCGUGCAAGCUGGCCAACAACAAUUGUCAGCACCUAUGCGUUCCCCUGGGAAAGGAUGGUAACGCCAGUGGUAAUGCCACCAUUCAAGGCAACUCAAAUGCCAUUUGCAUGUGUAAGGCCGGAUAUAAAUCCGUCAAGGAUGGGCGGUGUACCCCCAUUAAACAAGCACAGUUUCUCGUGUACGCCCAAGGAAAACCGUCCAUGAUUAAAAGCGUCGGAUUGAUGCCUGUUGGAUCCCCCGCGUGGCCGUCGACGCCGGGCGAGAGCUGGCAUCAGCAAGCAAUGGUGCCCAUUACCGAGGUGGGCUUGGUUGGUGCUCAUGACUUUCAUGUCGCGUCCCAGUCCAUCUACUUUUCCGACCGUUUGAGGUUGACGAUCGAACGGCAAAAGAUCGAUGGCAGCAACCGCCAAAUUCUACUGGAGCAAGGAUUGGACUCUUGCCAGGGCCUAGCCAUCGAUUGGAUGAGCCGCAACAUUUACUGGACGGACGAAGGGCGGGGCGCUAUUAGCGUCGCUCGUCUCGACAGCCUGGAAGAGGCAACUCUAAGCAAACGUCGUCUCCUCAUUAGCGUGCCUCAUCCUCGUUCCAUCGUCGUCGAUCCGAAACGCGGCUUUAUGUACUGGUCUCAAUGGGAAUCGGUCGUACAAGUCUCUGUGCUCGACAUCAAUACGCCGGCCACCAUUCAGCGCGCUUGGAUGGACGGCACCCAUAUCGAAGUCUUUGUCAGCCAAAAUUUGCACUGGCCCAACGGAUUAACCAUCGACUACACGGGCAAGAAGAUGUACUGGUGCGAUGUCCAUCUCGGUCGCAUCGAACGCAUUAAUUUGGAUGGCACCAAACGAGAGUUGAUUGCGUCCGCCUCGGAGAGCCUCCACCGUCCCUAUGGCUUAGCCAUCAGUGACAGUUUCCUUUACUGGACGGAAAAAGAUGUCGGCAAGAUCCAACGGCUUUCGUUGAACAACCUCUCUCUACCGAUGGAAACGUUACGCACCGAAAAUCGGGUCCUGUUCGAUAUCAAACUCUUCGACAACACAUCUCAAACAGGGGAGAACAUCUGUAGCUCGAAUCCUUGCCCGGAUCUGUGUGUAGUGGUGCCCAAGGGGCAUGUCUGUCUAUGUCGCGAAGGGUUCCAAUCUGAUCCAAAGAACAAUCAAUCAUGCACGGUCCCAACUGCCGAACUGACGACGUGCGAUCCCAUCCAAGAGUUCCGUUGCCGUCGAAGUGGCACAUGCAUCGAGAAACGGUUCCUCUGCGACGGAGAUUUCGAUUGCCCCGAUCAAUCGGACGAAGAUACGACGCCUGGCGGCUCUUGCGAACAUGUCACGUGUCGCAAGGACCAGUUCAAGUGUCGCACUAUCGGCUGCGUGGCAAGGUCAUGGGUCUGUGAUGGCGAUCGCGAUUGCAACGAUGGGUCAGACGAAGAAGAAUCACUCUGCCAGAACUCUUCGUGCAACAGUAAUCAAUUUACAUGUCGCCAGACGGGGCGCUGUAUACCGAAAGCGUGGGAAUGCGAUUCGGAUCAUGACUGCGGAGCUAGCGACACGUCGGACGAGCACGAAGGCUGCGCCAAUCAGAAAUGCGGCGUGGACGAGUUCACUUGUGCCAGCGAAGUGUGCGUUCCUCUGGACUUUGUGUGCGACCGCGACGACGAUUGCCGGGAUGGAUCGGACGAGAAGAAUUGUCAACACAUGUGCGAGGCCCCCGAGCACUACUACUGCGCUGCAGAUAACAAGUGUUUGUCGUCGGCCGCCCUCUGCAACGGCGUCGUCGAGUGCAGCACUGGAGAAGACGAAGCCAAUUGCUCGGCCGUCAUCCGGAAGCACGGGUGCGAAUCGCACGAGUACGACUGCAGGGACGGCAGUUGCAUCCCCUCCCAUUUGGUUUGCAAUUUGCAACACGACUGCCUGGAUGGAUCGGAUGAACAAGGAUGUGUCAACGUGACUUGUCGCCCCGGAGAGUUUGUUUGCGCCGACAAUUCGCGUUGCCUUCCGGCCAUGUGGCGGUGUGACGGUAGCGAGGAUUGCUCCGAUGGUUCCGAUGAAAAAGGAUGUGCAUCCAAGAUUCCUACGUGUUUGCACCCGUCCCGAUUGUGCGAUAAUCAGACACUGUGCAUUGACCCCAGUAUGCUCUGCAAUGGCAAACCAGAUUGCCGGGACGGCUCUGACGAAUCGGACCGAUGUGCGGAACAGCUCUGUUCACAUGCCCACGACUGUAGCCACAUAUGUCAUAACGCCCCCGAAGGGGUCGUCUGCUCCUGCCCGACCGAAUCCGGAAUGACACUUGGCAACGAUAGCAAAACAUGCUCCGUAUCUCAUCCGUGUGAACAAUGGGGCACUUGUUCCCAGCUGUGUAUACCGGUCAAAUCCAAACAUCAUUGUUCCUGUUUGCCUGGUUACGAAAAACAACAGGAUGGCUUCACCUGCAAGAGCGUGGAUCCAUCGACACCGUACAUCAUAUUCAGCAAUCGACACGAAUUGCGUGGAAUUGAUUUGCACACUCACAACGUCAAGGCCCUCAUUUCCAGUUUGAAGAACACGAUCGCCCUCGAUUUCUACCACAGCCAGGAAGCGGACGUCAUCUUUUGGACGGACGUGGUCGAUGACAAAAUCUACCGCGGAACGCUCGUCGGUGGCUCCCUCACCAACAUCGAAGUCGUCGUCCAAACGGGGCUGGCCACGGCUGAGGGUUUGGCCGUCGACUGGGUCGGCGAGAACCUCUAUUGGGUGGAGAGCAAUCUCGACCAGAUUGAAGUGGCGAAACUCAACGGAAGUUUCCGUCGGACUCUGAUUGCCGGCAACAUGGAAAGCCCAAGAGCCAUCGCCUUGGACCCCCGUCACGGCAUUCUCUUCUGGACGGACUGGGAGUCGGGCAAUCCUCGCAUCGAGUCAUGCAGCAUGAGCGGCGAAGGCCGGAAAACUGUCGUCCGCGUCGAUGCCGUUUCAGACGGAGCCUGGCCCAACGGCCUCACUCUCGAUUACGGCGCUGAGCGGAUCUACUGGAUCGAUGCCCGCUCCGACUCGAUCCACACGGCCAAGUACGACGGCACAGAUCCGCGGGAGAUCCUCCGAGGUCACGAAACCCUUUCCCAUCCGUUCGCCAUUGCCCUCUUCGAAAGCCACGUCUACUGGACCGAUUGGCGAACCAAUUCGGUUAUCCGUGCUAAUAAGUGGAACGGUUCCGACGUCACAGUCAUCCAGCGGACACUGACGCAGCCUUUCGACAUCCAGAUAUUGCAUCCCAGCCGUCAGCCAUCUGAUUUCGAAAAUCCAUGUGGCACGAAGAAUGGCAAUUGCUCGCACUUGUGCUUGCUGAGUUUCAACAGCACUUAUCGCUGCCAUUGUCCUCACGUCAUGAAGUUGGCCCAAGACGGACGCAGCUGCAUCCGCAAUGAACGCGUCCUGCUCUUCUCGCGACCCAACGAGAUUCGCGGAGUUGAUUUGGACAAUCCGUAUUAUCACAUCAUUCCACCCAUUAGUCUGCCGCAAGUACUCCAGGCCGUCCAAUUGGAUUUCUACGGACACGAACGGCGCAUUUUCUGGGUCGAUGCCCAGCUCAACGAAGUGAAACGAGUGGGACUAGUCGGUUCGCCCGUCGAGACAGUCGUCGAUACAGCCAUUAAGAAUCCGCACGGGAUGGCCGUUGAUUGGCUAUCUGGCAACCUCUUCUUCAGCUCCAACGACGGACUACGCAAUCACAUUUCUGUGUGUAGCCUGGACGGUGAGUUUGUGACUCGCAUCGUAGAAGAUGUUUAUCAAGUGAGAUCGAUGGCCGUCGAUCCAACCCAGGGGAAACUCUUCUGGAGUGAGACGGAUCGGCCGGAACAACAAGAGCACGUCAUCUUCAUGGCCAAUAUGGACGGCAGUGAUCGCACCAUUUUGGCUAAGCUGACGGACCAUCCAGAGGAUUCUCCCAAAAGCUUGAGCUUUGAUAUCAAAGAUAAUCGUCUCUACUGGAUCGAUUUCGAAACCCAAUCAAUCCAAUAUUACAAUUUCGCCAUUAAGAAAGUUGUGCAAUUGUCUCCCAGUCAGACAUCUCUGAAGUUGCCAACGGCCCUGGCCGUUUUGGGAGACCGGAUCUAUUGCGCCGAUAAGCACGACGCAGCCAUUCACGUCAUCAACAAGACAACUGGCGCUCACGACUUCAUCUUGCGCACCAACAUUGACAACGUCCUGGCCCUCAAGAUUUACGAUCCCGAAUUACAGACGGGCAGCAACGAGUGCGCUGCCAACAACAAGAGCCAAUGCGCCCAUCUCUGCCUGCCCGUCUCUGCCUCUUCGUUCGUCUGCAAGUGCGCCGCCGGUUACGUGACGGAUCCCGCCAAUCCGAAUGAUUGCGUCAGUGUCGACUCGUUCAUCCUCUACUCUCUCAACGGUGAAAUUAAAGGCGUGGCGCUGGGAGAGACGACCAAUUCCACCAACCAUACAGAAGUUCUUGGACCCAUCUCGCGUAUUCAGAUGGCCAACAGCGUCGACUUUUUGGCCGCUCAGGGUUACAUCUAUUGGGUCGAUAGUGACCACGGCAGCAUCGUCAGAAUUCGCCGUGAUGGCACCGGCCGUCAAGUGGUCGCUGAGGGGCUGGACUCGGUCGAAGGUUUGGCCAUCGAUUGGAUAGCCGGCAACAUGUACUGGACCAAUCCGAAAUUCGACGUUAUCGAGGUUGCCAACGUCAACGGAUCCUUCAAGUACGUCGUGGUAGCUGGUGAUAUGGACAAGCCUAUGUCGAUUGCCGUUGAUCCCGUGGCUGGCUUUGUGUUUUGGACCGAUCGAGGUCGGACACCGAGAAUUGAACGAGUUCGUCUGGACGGAUCUGACCGACGAAUUCUUGUCAACGAAUCCAUCUUUUUUACGACUGGACUGACGCUGGACUACCAGAACAAGAAAGUCUAUUGGUGCGACUCGCGACUGGACACGAUCGAGCGCAUGGACUACGACGGUAGCAAUCGCCAAAUCCUUCUGGACAAGACCCAUCUGGAGAACCCGCAAGGCAUCUCCAUUUAUCGGGAUCAGAUUUAUUGGAUAGACACGACGCAGGACGGCGGGACACUCAAUCAGGCCCCAACUUCUAACGUGUCCGAUUAUCAAGUUGUCCUCUCUCAGCUGGGCGAAUCUCUCAAGGACGUCAAGGUCUACAGCACCGAAAGACAAGAAGGCACCAAUCCGUGUUCCAGUCGGAAUGGCGGCUGCAAGGAGCUCUGCCUCUUUAACGGCUCCAGUGCUGUUUGCGCUUGCGCCCACGGCCAAGUCAGCGCCGACGGGCGCGAUUGCGAAGAAUUUGACGCUUUCGUCGUCUAUUCUCGCAUGACCCGCAUCGAUUCGAUUCACAUUAGCGACGCCAACAAUUUCAACGCCCCGUUUCCCAGUAUCGAAUCCAAGGAAUAUAUCCGCAACGUCAUCGGUCUCGGUUACGAUUACCAACGGCGCUUGAUAUUUUAUUCGGACAUCCAACGAGGCAGCAUCAAUUCCGUUUACUUUAACGGAACGCGUCACAAGGUCAUCGCCGAAAAGCAAGGAAUGGUCGAAGGAUUGGCUUACGACAGCAAGGACGACUCUUUAUACUGGACUUGCAAUAGUGAUUCAACGAUUAGCAAAGCCGUUCUUAGCGAAAAGAACGCCACUGUUCAGAAAGUGGUCCGUUUGACAACUGAAGACAAACCACGUGGAAUAGCCCUCGAUCCGUGCGACUCACGUGUCUACUGGACCAAUUGGAACUCGCGCAGUCCUGGAAUCCAGCGAGCUUAUUACACGGGCUUUGAUGUCCAAUCCAUCAUCACGACAGAUAUUCGAAUGCCCAAUGCCUUGGCACUGGAUCUGAUUGCUCAGAAGUUGUACUGGUCGGAUGCCCGGCUUGACAAGAUGGAACGAGCAGAUCUGGACGGCAAGCACCGCGUCGUGUUGGCCAAGGUCUCCCCUCAGCAUCCCUUCGAUAUUGCCGUUUAUGGCAAUUACAUCUUCUGGACGGAUUGGGUCCUUCACGCCGUGUUACGAGCCAACAAGUACACGGGUGAGGAUGUCGUCUGGCUCCGGAAGGAAGUGCCACGACCAAUGGGCAUCGUCGCAGUCCAUAACACUACCUACGACUGCAGUGCCAAUCCCUGCCGUGCCCUUAACGGUGGAUGCGAAGAUCUCUGUCGGCUGGAUGAAUACGGCAAAGUUUCUUGCCAAUGUUUCCCCGGACGAACGGUACUCCGAUCGGAUCCUAGUCGUUGCGGAAGGCAAAGUACCAAUUGUUCGGCACUGGAAUUCGAAUGUAGCAGCGGUGACUGCAUUCCGUUUCACUUCACAUGUGACGGUGUGGCUGAAUGCCCCGACUUCUCCGACGAGUUGCCAACAUAUUGUCUCUUCCGCAAAUGUUUACCCGGUUUCUUCCAGUGUCAAAACAGCAGAUGUGUGCUGCAAAACGCCUCUUGCGACGGAAUAAACGACUGUGGAGAUUUCAGUGACGAAGCCAAUUGCACCUGCAACACUAGUCAAUUUCGAUGCACGUCCGGUCAUUGUAUAUCAAAUAGUUUCAGAUGUGACACAGACCCCGAUUGCCCAGACGCUUCAGAUGAAAUGGGUUGCCCGCAACCUAACUGCACCUUAAGUAGAGGCGUUAAUGCCCCAGCUCAAAAAUUGCAAAAUUGUCGUAAUACGACAGCUUGCAUUCAUCCGACAUGGAUAUGCGAUGGCGCCAAUGAUUGCUGGGAUAAUUCGGACGAACUCAACUGUACCAGCCCCGGAUCGGCGGCAGGGCCAUCUAGUGGUUCACCAGUUACAGACGGACAAUCUUGUCCGGCAUCAGCAUUCCAGUGCCGCAACGGCAAGUGCAUUACGCAUGCCUGGCUAUGCGAUCGCGAUGAUGACUGUGAAGAUGCCACGAAUGGAACGCUUAGUUCGGACGAAAUCAACUGCGAUUACACCUGUCGGCCCGACCAGUUCAAAUGCAACAAUUCGGAUUGCAUUCCGUCCAUGUGGCGUUGCGACGGCACUGAAGAUUGCACUGACGGUUCUGACGAAUCGGGUGAGUGCCAGACGAGAGUCUGCGGCGAGACGGAAUUCCGAUGCAAUACUACUGGCCGCUGCAUUCCUUCUUUGUGGGUAUGCGACGGCGAUGUCGACUGUUCAGAGGAUGGAUCCGAUGAAAACCCAACUGUCGGAUGCAGUCCCAGUCUUUCCCCUGACAAAUCGCGUCCGGCUUGUCACCUCAACGAGUUCCGCUGUUUGAAUCGCCGUUGCGUCCUCAAGUUGUUCUAUUGUGACGGUGAUGACGAUUGUGGAGAUCUCAGUGACGAACCGGCUUAUUGCGCUCAUGUGAGCAAGCACCAUUGCCCGCCCAACGAAUUCCAAUGCCGCAACCGGAAAUGUAUCCCUCGAGCAAAGACAUGCGAUGGUCGCGAUGAUUGCGACGACGGAUCUGACGAAGACGUCAUAUUUUGUUCGAUGCCAGCCAACACCAACGCCACAAAAGGAGAAUGUCUAGCAGGCCAAUUUCGUUGUGCCAAUCGGCUCUGUGUCAACUCUACUCUGUUGUGCGAUGGUCGAAACGAUUGUGGGGACUUCAGUGACGAAAACAAAUGCAACGUUAACGAGUGCGAGCCCAUUAAUCCAUGCCAACACACCUGCGUCGAUAAACCCGUCGGGUACGAAUGCCAAUGCAAUGCGGGUUUUAAACCCAACCCUAAAGACCAACACUUGUGCUCCGACAUAGACGAAUGCGCUCUGCAUCCUCGUCCAUGCUCUCAAAUAUGCCGCAACACGUUCGGCUCCUACGUUUGUUCCUGUUCGGCCGGGUACAUUUCGGUUCAUAACGGGAGCAGCUGCAAGACCAAUUCGAGCUUUGCUCCUACCAUCCUGUUUUCCAACCGAUAUUACAUCCGCGAAGUGCAUCUGCAUAGCCGCAUGGCUUCUGUACGGGCCCACAACUUGACUAACGCCGUUGCCCUUGAUUACGACUGGUUGGAACAGUGUCUCUAUUGGUCAGACGUUACCGAAUAUGGCUCCAGCCUCAAGCGACUGUGCGGAAAUGACCCAAGUCAUGACCAACAACAGACCUUGCAUUCGGCCACCCUUCAAAAUCCUGACGGGCUAGCAGUCGACUGGGUAGGUCGCAACUUGUAUUGGUGCGACAAGAAGACGGACACGAUUGAAGUUUCGAAACUGGAUGGCCGAUUCCGUAAGAUCUUACUGCACGAAGGACUGCAAGAACCACGGGCAAUUGCCUUAGACCCCAGUCAAGGUUAUCUGUACUGGACGGAUUGGGGCGACAAGGCGCACAUUGGCAAAGUUGGAUUGGAUGGUAGCCAACCACGGGUCAUAGUCAAUACAUCACUAGGAUGGCCGAACGCACUGGCCAUUUCCUACGAGACUAACGAAGUAUUUUGGGCGGACGCUCGUGAGGACUAUAUCGCCGUAGCGGAUUUGGAAGGCCGAAACCCACGUAUCGUCCUCAGUCGUGGAGAAAACACCAAUGCACGCCUCCACCACAUUUUUGCCCUUACAGUCUUCGAAGAUUCCAUCUACUGGACGGACUGGGAGACGAAAUCUGUUGAGAAAUGCCACAAAUACAACGGUGGCGAUCGAGAAACAAUUAUAACGACGAUUCACAGACCCAUGGACAUUCAAGUGUACCAUCCAUUACGGCAAAGACCGUUAGAGAUUAACCCGUGCGAAAACAAUGGCAAUUGUACAACGUUAUGCCUGUUGAAACCUGGCGGAGGUAGCCAGUGUGCUUGUCCUGAGAAUUUCAUUUUAGCCACUGAUGGCGUUUCUUGUUUGAACAAUUGCUCGUCAUCGCAGUUUGUUUGCGCCACUACCUACAAGUGUAUUCCAUUCUGGUGGAAAUGCGACACCCAGGACGAUUGUGGGGAUCGAUCGGAUGAACCAGCCGAUUGUCCAGCCUUUACGUGUAUGCCCGGACAAUUCCAGUGUAGCAACGGCCACUGCAUUCACCCAUCGUUGCUCUGCAAUGGCGAAUCAGAUUGUGGCGAUGGAUCGGACGAAACUAAAUGCGAGAAACACACCUGUCUUAGUUCUCAAUUCAAGUGCCGAGGCAAUGGAACGCUGUCGGAUCGUUGCAUCGAUUCAAAUCAACGCUGUGACGAUCAUGUCGAUUGUCCUUUGGGUGAAGACGAGAAAGAUUGCCCGCCCGUAACAUGUCCGUCCAAUCAGCAUCGGUGCGGCACCGACAGCAAGUGCAUUCCAGCUGUUUGGGUCUGCGAUGCAGAUCACGACUGCCCCGAUGGGUCUGAUGAGCCAGCCAAUUGCACUCAACGCGUUUGUCCCGACAACCAUUUCCGUUGUCGAUCCGGCCGUUGUAUUCCUCUGACUUGGAAAUGUGACGGCGAUAAAGAUUGUCCUGAAGGUGAAGAUGAACCCACCUCUUGCACGAAUCCCGACAUCCACACUUGCGAACCAACCUAUUUCAAGUGCGACAACAACAAGUGCAUACCGGGCCGUUGGCGUUGUGACUACGAUAACGACUGUGGAGACGGAUCGGAUGAAAAGGGCUGUACUCCACGCAAUUGCAGCGAGUCCGAGUUCCGUUGCGGAGACGGCCGCUGCAUCCGCGGCUCGUUGCGCUGCAAUGGUGAAUUUAACUGCGACGAUCGAAGCGACGAAGCCGAUUGCAACACGACGUGCAGCGAAGGCGAAUUCCAGUGUGCCAAUCCCAAGUUCUGCAUCCAAGCGGACUGGCGCUGCGACGGCGACGUGGAUUGCGCCGACGGAUCAGACGAGUUCCACUGCAACACGACGUGUUCUCCGGAUGACUUUGCUUGCACCAACGGCGAGUGCACUUCGCUUCUGUGGCGCUGCGAUGGCGACAACGAUUGCAGUGAUGGCUCAGACGAGGCAAAAGAGAUGUGUGCCCACUUGGGAUGUCCGCCUGGAAAAUUCCGCUGCCGCAAUUUCCUCUGCAUCCCUCAGACAGAAGUCUGCGACAACUACAAGGACUGUGAAGACGGGUCCGACGAAGAGCCGGCCGUCUGUCAGGCCCAAGGAUUUUGUUUGCCGCAUCAAUUUCGAUGUCGAAGCGGCCACUGCAUCAAUGGGUCAAUGGCUUGCGAUGGGUUCAACGAUUGCGGUGACGGCAGUGACGAAGUCAAUUGCCGCAGUCCUUCGGUCUGCAGCUUCGGCAGAUGCUCUCAAUUGUGCGUAGAGAAAAAGGGAGGUAAUCACAGCUGCAUUUGCGCUCCUGGCUAUGCGGCCAUGUCAACAGGCGUCAGCAAACCGAAGACGUGUUUAGCUGAUGGAAACCCAAGCCAAUUGCUGAUCGCCAGUGACAACAAAUUGCGGCGGCUGAGUCCGUUCAAAGCUGGAGACAUUUCCGAUUCUGUAUUCAGUCCUGGCAGUAUUCGUAUCGAAGCAGCAGAUGUAUAUUUCAACGCAACUGAGGUCAUCGUGUUCUGGAGCAGUGCCCACAACAAGAGCAUCCAUCGCUACGACAUGGCUGCGUCGGUUCUGCAUGAGCUUUCUGUUUUGGAUGAAGCCCCGUCAGCUAAGCGAAGUCGUCGAAGUAAAACGGAGACUCUUCUCACUGGAUUGGAGGAUCCGAGAGGUCUGGCAGUCGAUUGGUUCGGUUUGAAUCUCUACUGGGUUGACGGGACACAGAAACUAGUUGGCGUCAUCAGUUUCGACGGUCGCCUGCGACGCCAUCUCAUCUCCACCGAGAUGGACCAACCUCAUGAUAUCGUUGUCGACCCGCUGUCCGGUUUCAUGUUUUGGUCGGACCUCGGUCUCAAUGCCCGUAUCGAAACGGCUCGAAUGGAUGGCAGUUCCCGACGCGUUCUGGUCGAUACCGACAUCCUUUAUCCAACCGGUCUGGCUAUCGAUUAUCCAGCACGGCGACUCUACUGGGCCGAUCCUAAAACAGGAACUUUGGAGAGUGUCAAUUUAGAAGGCAAAGAUCGAGUGGUAGUGCGGCGGUUCCGCCUAUCAGUUGAGGACAAGCCAUUUAAGGUGGACAUCUUUGAGGACACGAUAUUCAUGGUGAUGCACCAAACUCAUGGAAUCGCUCGUAUUAACAAAUUCGGACAAGGCAACUUAACGACUCUGGUUUCUGGACUGAAUCGAGCUUCUGAUAUUAUCGUCGUGCAAGAGAACAAACAAACGCGUCAAGCCAACAAUCCUUGCAGCAACAAAUGUAAUCCAGGCGCACUGUGUCUGCUCAACUCACCCACCAGCCGCACUUGUGCUUGCACCAUGUCAAUGACAUCGACUGUGGUGGGCUCGAAUGUGACUUGCCAACCGCCUGUUUGUGGAUUAGAUUGCAAUACGGGCAAGUGUAUCAUCGACGAUCGGGGAAUGGCCAGCUGUAAAUGCCCUUCACUCUACGAAGGUGAUCGGUGUGAGCGUUAUCGCUGUUCCGGCUAUUGUCGCAACAAGGGCGUUUGUUACCCAGAUUUGCUCGUAUCAGACCCGCCGCCAUUGAAAUGUAGCUGCACACCCGAGUGGACGGGAGAGCGAUGCGAAACGCGUGCAACCGCUUGUGAAGACCGUUGCCAGAACGGGGGCUCAUGCAUCCAAACGGCAAGUGGAACAUCGUGCUCAUGUCCACCUGGUUUCUCCGGCGAAUUCUGCGAAAAUUGCCCAUCACUGAAUUGCUUACACGGCGCGUUCUGUCGAGCCAUAGAGAAAGAAACGAAGAACAAAGAGAAAGAAAACCGCGAUAAGAACAGCGAAAAUGACAAGGAAAGGAAGUUCGUCUGUUCUUGCCCGCCCGGAUUCUCGGGCGAACGAUGCGAGCGUUCCGAAUGUGAUGACUACUGCCCUCAGAGUGAAUGUACCAUGAACGAAUUAGGAGUUCCGCAAUGUCUAUGUGCUCCCGGCUUUACUGGAAAGAAGUGCGACAAUGACGUCUGUGCCGAUUUCUGUUUGAACGGUGGUGAGUGCUUGCGUGGCGCGAAAAAGAUCACGUGUCACUGCCAUCAGGGUUAUACGGGUAAACGGUGCGAGACCCGUAUCGAAUGCGCCGAUCCAUCGGAAUGCAGCGGCGACAAGUCAAACGCAACGUCCGUCGUCUGUAACGGUGUCGACUGCCUCAACGGUGGCACUUGUGUUCCUAUAAGAGGACAGGCUUUCUGCCGCUGUGCGGACGAUUGGGCGGGAUUGCACUGCGAAGUCUACCGAGGCGAUUACAACGCCUGCAAAUCCAUGUGCAUCAAUGGUGGCGUUUGUGUGUCCACUAAAGCGCUGAGUGUUCCUCGUUGCGAAUGCUUAGCCGAUUGGACAGGUCCGCGCUGCGAGUAUCGCAAGUCUUGUCUUAACUAUUGUUUCAACGGAGGAACUUGUUCUCUCAAUCCCGAUGAAGAUCUCAAACCCACUUGCGUUUGCCAAGAGGGGUUCUACGGCGUACGGUGCCAGACGCUAGGCAGUGAUAUAAAUAAUUCCAGUAGUCAAUCAAGCAGCGGCAAAUCGUCAAUUAAUGGCACAGUUACCGCCAUCGUCGUUGUCUUGGUCAUCAUUGCCGUCGUGGUCGCGGCGGCCAUAGCAGCAAUAACCGUCAUGCGAAAGCGACGAAGGGGGAAGCCUUUUAUGCACGUAAGGAUGCAGAGUCAAGAAAACGUAGAAAUAAGCAACCCGAUGUAUCUUAGAGAGGAUGCUGACGAAGAUGUCGAGUCUUUAGAUCCCACCUUUGUGAUUCCUAGCAAUAAGGCGACCAACUUUGCUAAUCCUGUCUACGAGUCGAUGUACAACGACGCAGCGGCGGGCAGUAGCGUCAACGAGGAAAAGAAAGGAUUACUUCACAGUGAACCGUCACAUCCCCUUGAGCCCCAUAAGAAUCAUCCUUUGGCCGAAAAUAGCGAAUCUUUUACCUAAAUAUGUUUACUUUUAUUAUUAUUUUUUUUUCAUACUCUUUCUGACAGCGAUUGGAUUCGUACACGACAAAGCCACCAUCCAAAUGUAUAGGCCAGCUUUGUCGAGCUGAAAUUAGUUUGUGGCUGGUCACACCUGUCCAGAAGGAGAUGAUCUCCAUUAUUAAGAAUAAUUUGACCGUCACGCUGACUGCGUUUCUGAUAAUUUUAUUAUUAUUACUUUUUUUUCCUUCAAAUUGCACGAUGUUCAAGUUGUUGGCGCCAGUUGUGCUUCGUCAAUGAAGCUUUGGCGAUGUCGUCAGCUGCUCAAAACUAUACAUGAAUUGUAUCAUAUUUUUUUCGCAUAACUGGACAGCAUAUUAUUUGGCUAAUGUGAUAUCUCUUUUGUCAAUUUCACGGAUGCUCUGCAGGCACCUCGGGUGACAUUGGGCAAACCAAGUGGAACUUUACUCAUCCUUUUACCAGACACAUUUUUAAAAAAAUUAUCAUUUUCCCUUUGAUUUGAUUUUCGUUUUCAAGUGCAAGCGAACAGGCUUCUUUGGAUCAUCUGGUCCAUUUUGCCUUGUUUUUGGAAUGUAACAUGACGUGUUUUGAGUUGAACGAGUUCCGUAAACAGUUGUGUUUGUAGUUCUUGAUCAUCUCCUUGUAAUCAUGCUCUCUGGAUUUAUACAACUUUGUACCGAUCAAUACACAAACAAAACAAAAA